Wasmannia auropunctata (little fire ant) is the source of this 6086-nucleotide messenger RNA. RefSeq names its product adenylate cyclase type 10-like. Gene Ontology annotation, cellular component: cytoplasm. Gene Ontology annotation, molecular function: adenylate cyclase activity. Lineage: Eukaryota; Metazoa; Arthropoda; Insecta; Hymenoptera; Formicidae. The transcript has 30 exons. Bases 106 to 5295 code for a protein of 1729 amino acids. The record is from RefSeq and is a predicted model, not a curated record.
AAACUGUGAAAUGCGCAGCGGUAUAAUAUCUGUGUCGCAAAGAAAAAAGUAAAUAAAUUAAAAUUAUGGAAAUUGAUCGAGAGCAAAAUUGAUUCUAAUGAAGCAAUGGCACAUGAUCAGAGGCUAUCCAAAGAUGAAAAAAAUAUCAAGCCUGUCACGGCUUGGACGCCGGAUUUGUUUGGUCCCAUUUUUAGAAAGCAUAGUCUGUCAGUAAAACAGACAUUGGAUUUGUUCAGUAUGGAAGAGCAGAUUCAUCGUAUGGCGACUUUCGUUCCCGACGAGAUAAUAUACGCAACAGACUUGUCAGAGAAGAGCUUACGAAGCUUCCAAGCUGUUUUAAUGUUUCUAAACAUUUCGGGUUUUUCGAUGUUGUUUAAGAAAUUUAUUCACGAAAAAGACAGAGGAAGUUUGGCUUUCACUAAAACGUUAAAUGAAUAUAUCUACAUAGCAGUUCGCGAAAUAUACAGCAGCGAAGGAGAUAUACUAAAGUUUUCUGCUGAAGGAUUAUUAGCAGCGUGGAAAGUACACGAGGGCGAAUUAAUGUUCGACACUGUGCAAAAUGUGAUCGCACGCGCGAUAAGUAUACAAGAUACCAUAGCAGCCUUAAAAGACGACGACAAUAUUUGUAAAGUAAACGUGGCCAUCUCGGCUGGGAAUGUAAUGUUCUCGAUAAUUGGCAGCGAUGAAGCACGGCAUUUCGUGAUCGUCGGUCUGCCGAUUGAAGAGCUAAAAAAUGCGAAAAAGGUUUCUCUGCCGAGUGACUUGGUAGUAUCGCUGAGCGCAUGGCAGCAUUGUACGCCGAGUCAAUACGAAUACGUCAUCAAGGAUUCGAAUAACGUAAAGAUAUUAAAAAUAUUAAAACAGCCAGAUGCAAAAUCAACACCGACGUAUAUAACACCGACAUCGCCAAGUGAUAAUGUUAAUCCAGACACAUCUCCGAACGGGAAAUUUCUGAUAGAUGCCGUAAAACCAUCGUCACCUUAUAGAACACAUUUGAUUUCUGAAUUAUAUUCCGAAACAGAAAUUGGUAAUAAAGAAGAGAAAAUUUCCACAGCGAUUACUGCGAUAGCAGCGAUAAAUCCGAAUUUCAGCGAACAUUUAAGAAGCUAUUUGUUAAAGCCGGUGAUCGAACAGAUCGAAAGGGGAGGAUCAUUAAGACUGUUGGCGGAGAUCAGUCGAAUUACAAUAAUAUCCAUCGAUAUCAUACCCGACAAAUGUCCAGACAACAAAUUAAUUCUUUUGAUCGACGAAUGCUUUCUGCUUGUGCAUAGUGCAGUUACGCAAUACGGGGGUUAUAUUAACAUGAUGAACUUGUUCGAGAGGAAUAUUUUCUUUUGUAUUGCAUUUGGUAUUGCAAUAUGUGGGGACAGCAACGAGGAUCAAUUUAAAAUCGACGAGACUUGUAAAAAUGGAAUAACUUGUGCGAUGCAUAUAUUGCAAACAGCGAAGGCCAUCGCCGGAAUUCAAAGCAUUUGUGUCGGCAUGUCAACAGGAAUGGCUUAUUGUGGCGUAAUCGGGCAUAUCGCUAGAAGAUAUUACGCGAUCAUUGGACCACCUGUCGAUAAAGCUAUAAAAAUAAUGAAUAUUUCCUGUGAUAAAAUUUCCUGUGACUACGACACCGUAUUGCAUAGUCAUUUCGAAAAGGACAAAUUUCGCUCUCGAGGCGUGAGAACGUUGCACCGACUGGAGAAGUAUCACAUCUAUGAAUAUUUCGGCGAUGAGCCGAUAAAAGAAGAUGUAACUUCAUCUCUGGAUUAUUGUUAUCCUAUUUUGGGUAGACUGGACGAGUUGAAUUGCUUCGACGAUAUUCUAGAUGAGAUUGGAGUAGUAAAUCGAAGAUAUUCAGGGUUGUUGAUCGAGGGAAUCGAGAGGUCAGGAAAAUCUAGACUUUUAGAUGCUUUCGUCACGAGCGUUUGCAACAGACAAAUAAGACCAAUAAAACUUUCUCUUCACGCGACAUAUGAGGAGAAGGCUUAUUCAGUUAUAUAUCACAUUAUUCUACAGAUGCUUGAAGCUGAGAAUUGCGAGACGGUCGAGGAGCGUGAAAAGGAGUUAUUUAAUAAAUUAGGCAACGUUCUUACUUUGGACAAUUUGUGCUAUCUGAAUGUUUUAAUGAGAGUUAAUUUCCCUCUUUCCGACAUUUAUUGUUCGGACACCGAUUGGCGACGUCACACGAAGACUGUCGAUAUGUUCGAAAGGAUAUUAAAACAGCUGAAAACCAAAAUCUGCAUUUUGCUUGAUGAUGUUCAAUACAUGGACCAUAAAUCGUGGCAAUUUUUGUCGUCGGUACUUAAUAACUGUAACAUCAUCGCGGCGAUGACGAUAUCGAAGCCGAGCUCGUGGGACGAUCUGUCCCACGUAGAAGCGGAGAUUUAUAAGGAUAAAAGGCUAACGAUUCGUACAUUGUUCGGUCUGAAUGUAGAUCUCCUCCCGAUAUUUGCAUGUCAAUUUCUAAACGUCCUAGCGAUACCCAAAAAAUUAAGCAGGAUUUUGCAGAAGCACAAGGACGGCCACAUCGGAUGGUGCGAGGUGUUCCUCACGUCGAUUCUUCAGAGCGACGGGCUAGCUUUUGUCAAGAUAUCGCCCAACGAAGCGGCGCAACGCGAACUCGUUUUUCCAAAUGGCAUACUCGUGACAAAGCUACCUGUCAAUAUGACACCGGAAGAAAUGGCGCCGCCUUUACCCUGGUCGAAAAUGAAUCUCUUGGACGUCUGCAUCAUGAACGAGAAUCACUUCAAGAUUACUGACAAAAAUCGCGAUAUGACAGAAUUGAUGAGCGAGAUCUACCAUAAAAUGAAUCCUUACGAGCAAAAUUUCAUUAAGUGCGCCGCUACGCUGGGCAGAGUGUUUAAGCGAGGCAUGGUAGAGAACGUAAUGUUGAAUUCGAUCUCACUGCACACCGCUAAAACCGUUUCCGAGAUGAUCCGAAUGCGGAUAUUAGAGUGCGCUUCGCUGCAACGACGAGAUUUCCACGUUGAGGAUCUUAUCUUCUGCAUAGAUAAAAAGCGGCAAACAUUCUCCGAUAUGCACCACUCGUUAUCUUGCGAUUGCUAUCACUCAAGAGCUAUCGCUGGCCCCUCGCCUCUUUAUGCUCAUUGUAAAUUGCUAGAGUUCAAAGUUGAUUCAUUUCAAAAGAUGAUAUACAAUGUACAAACGGCGGAAGAAAAGCGGGAACAUCAUACGAGAGCGGCUGGAAUAUACGGCUUGGACGCUCGAAAAUGCAAUUCCUGCGGUAGCGGCCGCUUUCUGAGAAUCCUCAACGAGGAUGUCAAAGAAUCGAAGAUGGAAGAGUCACAACGUGUAAUGCCCAGUCGACUUUCGUUGAUUCGUUAUCGAACACUUUUCGAAGGGAGACGGAGUACGAAAACGAGCAUACUUACAACGCAAACAAGCGCUGCGACGAGGAAACAAGAUUUGAUUGAUAUUUGUAGGAUAUCCAUUAUGCCGACGAGCAUUGAUAUCGAAGAGAGUAAAGUGCUGAAACAUGAGGAAAGUAAAGGAGCAGAUAAAUUGCCAAGCUUUAGAAAGCGAGCUACGAGUUUUUUUCCAGAAAUGACAAAAGAUCCUUCCGAUCAGAGCUACUUGGAGAAGUUUAACUAUAUCGAUUAUCGGAACUGCCAAUGCGACAAUAUUCUCUCCCAUCUCUUUUGGAAGAUGCAUCAACACAUUGAGAAAAGUGGAGAAAUCAACAAAGUACUCGAGUUUUUUAUUGAGUACAGUGCCGGAAUGAUCCAGGUUGCGCAACCUCUUUAUGCCCUUAAGCUGCUCUCGCUCGCCGCUGAAAGAAGUAGGCUCGCCGAAAUGAACGAGUGGAUCAAUGAGAACGUGGAGGACAGUAUCUCGAAUAAAGGAAUCAUUCUAGCUUUAAUGGGCGAUGCUCACAGCAAACUAGGAAAUUACAAUCAAGCUAAAAAAUACUACAUCUCGGCGGUGAAACUUCGAGGUACUCCGCCCAAGGAGAUAGGCGCCUGUUACAAAAUAAUAUUAAAGAUGUUUUGCAAACUGCAAAUCGACUUUCCUGAAUAUACGGUUGAUGAAGAGUCAAGGCGACUCGUUGUAAAGGAAUUAGAAUUAGCGUCGUACUUGCGACGUCUUAGCAUCGUAUACAUGAUAGAAAACAAAUUGAAAACGGCGCAGUCGUUUGCCUUGAGAAGUUUUAAGCUCGCGUUCGUAAGCGUUAACAGUUUUCUAGAGAAAGGCGAAGUGUAUCUUGCGACAGUGCGAGUUUUGCAUUCCACAAGAAGCGUUACAUUAAUACGACAUAUCGAAAGACUAAUGCUAAUCACAAUAGAGAGAAAAUCCACCUGGAAUGAUGUCGAGGAAAUAACGAUGGUGGCAAAUAUCUAUCUAACGAUGUAUCAACUCAGAGUGUUAAGAGGUGAAUUGGAAGAAGCUGUGGACAUAGGUAUAAAUAUCUUGAAAAUCUCUGGAACGUUGCAUCUUAAUAAACUGACGCUGAUCAUUGUGCCGUCAUUAAUUCAGAUAAUGCUAUGGACCAGACGUGUGAAUGAAACUGUCGACUUAAUACGAGAACUAUACUUUUUGGCAGACGAGGACGUAGAUUUGUCAGCCAAGACGUGGUAUUACGCUCUUUCCUUAGAUCUCAUAUUGGACGCGGGAAUAGUUUUGGAAUCGUACGAGACAAUUUAUACCUAUUACAACAAAUUUAUUGCUUACAGAUUGAAAUUUUGCAUAUGGCGCGACCAACAAAGCCUGUCCCGGUUGUUGACGAAUUUAUGGAUGUAUCAGCUCAGAUUGGGACAACAUACCGUUACUAACACGUUUGCAUACAGCGCGGAAAAAUAUGUAAAAGAAGUUACCUGGAACGACUUUUCUCAAAUUCUCACUUGCAGCAAAGGACUCGAAUGUCACCUGUUGAUGUUGCUGCGUUGUAUCAAUUCAAAAUACUCUAACGAGUUAUCGAAUCUGAUUCGAGAUAUUUCCAAAAUUAUCAAGUGUCUCACGAAAAUUUCCAAGCACGCGAAAGUUAUAAAACCACGUUUAUAUCUGUUGAUGGCAUACUUGAAUGUUAUUCGAGGCCGCAAAUCGAGUACGCGAAUCUAUUUGUACAAGGCACAGAAAUUCGCAAGCUUACAAGAAAACCAAUUGAUGAUGGCAUGGAUCAUGCAAAAUAAAAGGACAUGGAGGGAGAAAAUUCAUAAUAAUAUGGCGCGAUACUGGUUGGAACACAUUGGAUCGACAGACAUCGUGGCUUGGCAGUACAUUCGAAACUUCGACAUCGAUAUCUGGUCCACUAUCCUUUAUUCCUUACCAACGCCUGGUGCACAUUUAUAACGAGGGAUACGAAAAAUACGAUCUCCCAUCUAGCAUAUUAUUAUCGUGUCGUAUUAAUAUUCUAUUCACAAAUCCACGAUUUUUUAUCUGCAUGGACGCUGGUUAAAAACGGAAAGGAGAUAUUCUAGCGAAAUAUUUAUUUAUUAAAGGCAUAUUACACUUUUACGUUCUAGAAGAUAAACACACGACGAUCCCCUCGUGCGCACGAUACUUCGUAUCGAGUGUGAAAUUUUCUCCUUACUUCUUCCACAAAGUGACCUCCGCGCAUGAUGAAAUCUCGAUCUCGACCGUCGCGAGUUUCGCUUAAUAAUACGAUACGCGCGCGGGCGCGCGCGUUUCUGGCGCGACCGACGUUUACACUUACAUCUCGACGAUUAAUUAUUACGUAUUGCGAUUUAAUUAAUUGCUCUAUUUGGCCGAAUUUGGCCGAGUACGCCAAGGAUGUUUGCGAAUUUGAGAAAGAAGAAUGUAAAAAAGGAGAGAAAAAAAAGAAUGGGGCCUCGAUUCUCUAACUAAUCAUAAGAGAAAUGUAUGCGUAAAUUUACUCAAAGAGAGAUUUACGAGCGCUUACAUUUAAAAACUUAUGUUUAUAUGUAGAUUUUCAAAUGUAAGCGCCUCGCACAUGUAUUGUUCUUGCGAAUAGUUAAAAAAAUUGAAGCGGGAAGAAGAAAGAAGUUGCGAAAAAGAAAAAUAAGGAAAAAAUACAAAGAGAAAAGUAACAUGGUCCUUUGACCGAUUUCUCCUCAGCUGGUUUUCAAAGAGGCAAAUAAAAGAAAAAAUGUUACACUUUA